AUGGACAAUGUUACCGCUUCGGCCGCCGAAUCGCUCGUCGAGCAUUCCCCCCUCCUACGGCUACCACCAGAACUUCGUGAAAGAAUAUUCCUGCACCUAAUACCUAGUGUCCCAGAGAUAGGCAUCUGGGCAAUUGAAACAGCAAUGUUACGACCUCGACUUCGAGAAGAUGGCCAACCGUGCUGCCCUGCACUACUUAGAGUUAAUCGAAAAACGCAUCACGAGUUGUCACGUUUAUGGUAUUCUAACCAGCUGUACACCGUUUUCCUGGGUCCAAGACGGCUUCGGGAUGUAAAGCAUCUCAUCAUCUUCUGUGGUUCACGCUUCUUCCCACGUGAGCCAUUGCCGAUGAAUCUACGACUCCUUCGAUUCGUCUGUUUGGAUAUCAAGCUUUCAUAUAAGGCGCAUGAAAUUGCUGUGUUGUUGACAGCACUUGUACGACAAUUGUCAUCGCCAGACAUUCCGGUUAAAAAACUCCUAUUGCGUAUCAUGCUGCCAAUAGAGCUCUUCGUCGCGGCUUCACACGAGGAGAAAGAAACGCUCUGGGCAUACUUGGAUGCAAAUCUGGGUAGUAUUGGAUGUUUGAGAGGUGGCCCAAAUACAGAAGUGCAGGUCUUUGGUGAUCCCGGUCUCUCUUCACCAGUCUGGGUUGAUAUUAUUCCCUUUUCUCGGCCUGUAGCCAUUUGCAAGCUCGCAUUCGAGUAUUUGGAAAUGCUGCUUGGUGGUAGAGUCAUACAAGUUGAUACAGAGGAGCAGAAGACCUCAUGA
Glarea lozoyensis ATCC 20868 is the source of this 768-nucleotide messenger RNA. RefSeq lists its product as uncharacterized. The record is from RefSeq and is a predicted model, not a curated record. Bases 1 to 768 code for a protein of 255 amino acids. Lineage: Eukaryota; Fungi; Ascomycota; Leotiomycetes; Helotiales; Helotiaceae. The transcript has a single exon.